GGAUGCCCACAUCCUUCACUGCACCUGCAGUGCUGACCAGGACCCCAGGACUGUACCUGCUGCCCUAGCAGCACACACAUCCUGUCCCCAGCUCUGCUUCACCACAAAGGAAGAAAUGGAGGCAGAGCCAAGCCCUGCACCACCCUGGCACAGCACUCCCGUGAAGCCCAGUGCUACCACGGACAUAGCAGAAAGCAUGGAGAACAGGAGCUGCCACUCUCCUGCUUCCAGCUGCCACAGCUCCUGCAGCUCAGAGCAGGACUGCAGCGCUACCAGCUUUAACAGUGACCUGGGUUCCCUGACCAGCAUGCAGCUGGACUCAGACCUGCUGUCCCUGUCCCCCCCCAGCCUGGACAGCAACAGCAGCUGGAAAGAUGAUGGCCCAGAGGAAAAACCUCCCCACCUCUGCCAGGAAAGAGACCUCCCCCCAAGGCUAAGCCCUGCCCCAACACUUUCCACAACCCCAGAGAAGGCCCAAGGGCCUUUGCUGGAAACAAAUGACUUACUACCUCAAGAACCAACCCAGCAAGUGACCCCAGCCAGGAGUGAUGCUGACAGCAAGGCCUGGCUGGACAAACUGCACAGUUUCAGGAGGAGUGGAGUCCAGCACCUCUUCCUCCAAGGCAUAGCAACCAACCUGGAAACACAGCAGAAACCUGAGCUCAUCCCCAGAGGGAAGCUGAGCAUGGUGCGCACCACCAUGGAGGAGAACUUCCUGGAGGGCACCUUGCAUCUCCUGAAUGAGUUCGUCUCCUGCCAGCACUGUCCCCCCAAAGAUAUCAUCUCCCACCUGAUCAGACAGGUCCUGUUGAAUGCCCAUGAAGAGGAGAUCUUGAAGGACACCUACAUGCUGCUGAUGAAGAUCCAAAUGCUCCAUCCAGCCAACGCUGCCACAGUGGGAUGGGACUGGACGCUGCUGAAAUUCAUCAUGGAGGACCAGGAGAAGCCCCCUGGCCGGCUCCUCUUCCUGCAGUACGUGGUGCAGACCCUGGAGGAUGACUUGCAGAAGAAUCUGAGGUUGCACCUGCUGCAGAAGUCCAUUGCCAAGAAAGUGCUUUCAUGUGAUGUGUGCUUCAACAAUGUCAAGGAAGUGGUCAAAUGGUUGGUCGCAGCAAUCACAGGAGUCGGGUUCUGUCAGCCCCAGGAGCAGCCGCAAGAAACUCCCUCCUCUUCAGCAGAAGCCAGGGCUGAACGCAGCUCAUCUUCACCAAGUCCAGCCAGCACACAGGCUCCAGCAGCUUUCUUUGCCCAAAAGGUGAUGCUCCUGCUCCAGCGGAUGUUGUCCAUCGCAGUGGAAGUGGACAGAUCUCCCACCUGCAGCUCCCGUAGGAUUGCAAAUGAGAUAUUCCCGUUUAUUCUGAAUAUCCCGUUGAGGAGCCAAAGGGAAACGUUAUUAAACACCAUGGAGAGUCAGCUCCUGCGCUGCAGACUGCUAGAGCUGUUGUUCCAGCACAGUUGUGAUGUGCCCUCAACCUCAUCCAUGUCUCUGGAGAAGAUCCUGUAUUUCCUGAGCCACUGCUCUGUGCAGCUGCAUUUCGAGGAUGAAACAGCAACAUGGCAAAGGUGGGAUGAGAUGCUGCAGUACUUGAGUUUGCUGCUGAUGAGUUACCAAAGCGUAAUACGGGAGCACCUGCGGAGCUCCCUCAGUGACCGGAUGGACUUGAUAGUUCAGAAAGCCAAGCCCAGGCUCCAGGAGAGUGACAACAUCACCAACCUGGACAUUCAGCUGAAGAUGGAGGACUUCAUCAGCCGAAUGCAGGAGGUCCUGGGGCAGCCUUUUCCUCCACAAAUCCAGGAGAAAUUGUUCCUGUUGCGAGAUUUGUUCUUCAUUGUUGCUACUGCGUGAUGGAGACAACCACUGCCGUAAGGGGGACAAAGAACUUCAAGUUCCCCAUAAAAAAACCCUCCAAACCCCCAUCUCAUGCUGCAGUUUCAAUGUCAUGGGGGUUGGUUUACAGAGUUCUUUGGAAAAAUGGUUAGUUUACCAAUGGUAAGAAAUGGCCUCAGAAUUUCUGUUCAAAUUUACAUCAUUCUACAGUUUUAUCAGGCACAUUGUACACUUUAAAAAAUAAAUUAUUUUUAUAUUU
This is a messenger RNA of Empidonax traillii (willow flycatcher), 2087 nucleotides long. RefSeq names its product SUMO interacting motifs containing 1 (gene SIMC1). NCBI's taxonomy places the organism in Eukaryota, Metazoa, Chordata, Aves, Passeriformes, Tyrannidae. The record is from RefSeq and is a predicted model, not a curated record. The coding region runs from base 116 to 1846 and encodes 576 amino acids. The transcript is spliced from 9 exons.